This is a messenger RNA of Triticum aestivum (bread wheat), 679 nucleotides long. RefSeq lists its product as uncharacterized. Gene Ontology annotation, molecular function: cysteine-type endopeptidase inhibitor activity. The transcript is spliced from 2 exons. NCBI's taxonomy places the organism in Eukaryota, Viridiplantae, Streptophyta, Magnoliopsida, Poales, Poaceae. The record is from RefSeq and is a predicted model, not a curated record. Bases 203 to 538 code for a protein of 111 amino acids.
CGUCCCGUUCCGUUCACGGGUACAAAUAACCAGCGCACCCUGGCGAGGAGGAGAGAGCUGUGCUAGAAGAACAUACCCCAACCCUGUGAAGAAGAAAAAGAAGAAGAAGAAGAAGAAGAAGAGCACAUCGGCCGAUCGCCGUCCGUCCAAGAAGAAGAAGCUAGGCAUCACGCCAGGCCAGAUAAUUGUCUACCCAGCGAGCAUGAGGAUGAGGACCACCAGCCUCCUCCUUGCCACCGGCGUCGUUGCUGCCGUCGUCUGCGCCACUGUCAACCCCACACCUGGGUGGAAAUCCUGCGAGGACGGCCCCAAGAUCGACGAGCUCGCAAAGUGGGCGCUGGCGGAGAUGAAGCAAGGCCUCCAGUUGAGCAGCGUGCUCCGUUGCGAGGAGCAAGGCCUAGGCGCUCAAGGAAUCAUCUAUCGUAUCCUGCUGAACGCGCUCGACCGCACCGGCGGGACGGGCCACUACACGACGGACGUGUACGAUGAGGCGGCGACCAAAGUGCGCAAGCUCCUCUACUUCGGCACUGCCCCGUGAUAGGUAGCGGCCGGGCUGGGAGGACUAUCUAGGGUGAUGUGAUUAAUCAAGCCAGUGUUUCCCAUGUGGGUGUAGUAUCAAGCAUGUUUGUCUUUUGUUUCGCACCACUAAUAAGAUGUUGCAAGAAAAGCAGUAAUGCUA